AUGCUGAUGAGCCUAUUUGCUAGCCGUAGCUGCAACAGCACACCACGCACCACAGGCGCUCCUUCUCAAGGGGUAGCUCCUAGCGAUCUUGUUGCAAGGAGACGCACGGAUGAGAAGCAAGACGUGGCCAGCCUUCUAGAUGCAGCUUUGGCAGGAGCUACACAACAACCCGACGAAACCAAGUUGAAACGUCUUGGUGAAGGCCUGGAAACGCUGCUGUCUGGCCUGCAAGAUCAUCAGAAAGAAGAGAGCGUCAAUUACCUCAUGCACUGGCUGCAGCAAGUGACUGAGGCUGGGGAAGGCACCAGUGAGUUACUUCACAAGGAGGAGACGCCUGCAGAGGAGAGGAAUGCAGCUACAACACCUGCUACUUCUGAUACAAGAACCGCCAUGGUCACUGGAUUCAUGGGGAAUGUAGGCGCUGAUACCAUUCCUGGAACCAGUGCCUAUGCUGAUAUACCUGGUCCAAGCAGCAGCAGAAGGACUUCCGAGAUUUCUGGCAUGGGAUUGCUGUCAGGAGGAGGGAUUACCUGGGACGAGACGGAGGAGGGCAGUACGCUCUUGCACUUGGUGGGAGAGGCGGAUGAUGUGCGUGAUGGUGUUUUUAGCAUGGAGUCUGGAGGAAGUCUGGAUGCUGCUGCUGGAGUGUCGGACGGGUUGGAGAAUUGGGAUGGUAAGGCGAAUGGGGAUGGUGGACCGACAGUGCACCUGUUGUCUAGCGGAGUAGUUUCUGAAGCAGCUGGAGCUGCAGCCAGCACAGUACAGUCUGGUGGUAGUGCAUUAGGAGCUGAAGGCAUGGAUUUUGAACUGAUUCAAUCAGGCGGGCAGAAUAAAGUGGUUGCAGAGGAAGCCACCCCUCGCCUCUCAGCUGUCCUGCAGGUCCUCCAGUCUGCCCGCCAGAAGAUCCGAGCAGUCACUGUCACUGUUCCACCACAGCUGCAGCCAUCAGCAACUAACGGGAUGCUCCUGGACUUCCAGGAGACUGCCAAAUCGUCCUCACUGCCAAUGCCACGCAAGUCCCCGUUGGGGAUUUCCUCCCACAUAGAUCAUCCGCCAAGCCCUUCCACUGCAGAACCUCAAAACCCACUUACUGGUUCCUCUGUGCAUCCUCUGGUGGCAGUUGCGAGAGGGGGAAGCUCUGAGCCUGGCCGACAUUCGUCUUCCUCUCAUACAGCUUCAAAGCUGCGGCAGCCAGUGACCACCGCACAGAGUCGUAAUUCUUCUUCUAAAAAGGCGUCAGGCUCUGGAUCAACACAACGGAGAGGUGAUUUGCAGACUGCAGGUGGUCCUGGUCUUGAAGCUGGCACCAAGACAGUCACCUCUGUUUCUGCAUUGAGGGAUGUGGUUCGAGCACGGCGGGAGAAGCACGCUGGCUCUAGCAGUGGUCGGAAGUCAAGUGCGGGAGACAGCAAGGAAGCAUCAGGUGCUGAUGCUGCUGCCAAUGCUGGAGCAAGUGCUGCCAUGGGUGCUGCUACAUCCCUGGAUGUAGCAUACUACGAGGACAAAGGCUUCCAAUCCGGUUCUGGUUCUGAGAGAAGCCGAAGCACCAAGUCACGGAGAGCUGGGGUUGGGAGUCGUUCUUCUAGAAGUGGGGAGAAGCAAGCAGGGAAAGUCAAAGUGAGGUCUGACUCGGUUGCUAUGAAUCAACAGGAUGUCUCAACAGCGGACGAGGCAGAUGAGAGCAUUGUCCCUCUGAGGCGAUCCAAGCAUUCAUCACCAGGGGUUCUGAAGCAGGGACGUGGUGGAGAGUCGUGGCAGUCAAGACAGUCAAGCCCAUUGAAGCAUGCUGGAAGUUCUAAGUGA
Molecule: messenger RNA, 1803 nt
Organism: Closterium sp. Naga37s-1
Lineage: Eukaryota; Viridiplantae; Streptophyta; Zygnematophyceae; Desmidiales; Closteriaceae
Source: the annotation of a GenBank genome assembly